GGGGCGGCGCGGGCGGGCCAGCCGGGCUGUGCACCUGCGCCUCCGCGGGCUGCCUGGGGCACUGUCCCUGGUCCUCCCGGUCCCGCAAUGGCCAGGCCGCAGAGGACUCCGGCGCGCAGUCCUGACAGCAUCGUCGAGGUGAAGAGCAAAUUCGACGCUGAGUUCCGACGCUUUGCGCUGCCCCGCGCUUCCGUGAGCGGCUUCCAGGAGUUUUCUCGGUUGCUGCGUGCAGUGCACCAGAUUCCAGGCCUGGACGUGCUGCUUGGCUAUACGGAUGCUCACGGCGACCUACUGCCCCUCACCAACGACGACAGCCUGCACCGGGCCCUGGCCAGCGGGCCCCCGCCGCUGCGCCUACUGGUGCAGAAGCGGGAAGCUGACUCCAGCGGCCUGGCAUUUGCCUCCAACUCUCUGCAGCGGCGCAGGAAAGGGCUUCUACUGCGACCAGUGGCACCCCUGCGCACCCGGCCACCCCUGCUAAUCAGCCUGCCCCAAGAUUUCCGCCAGGUUUCCUCAGUCAUAGAUGUGGACCUACUGCCUGAGACCCACCGAAGGGUUCGACUGCACAAGCAUGGUUCAGACCGCCCUCUGGGCUUUUACAUUCGAGAUGGCAUGAGUGUGCGUGUGGCUCCCCAAGGCCUGGAGCGGGUUCCAGGCAUAUUCAUCUCCCGCCUGGUACGUGGGGGCCUGGCUGAGAGUACAGGGCUGCUGGCAGUUAGUGAUGAGAUCCUUGAGGUCAAUGGUAUUGAGGUGGCUGGGAAGACCUUGGACCAAGUGACGGACAUGAUGGUUGCCAACAGCCAUAACCUCAUUGUCACUGUCAAGCCUGCCAACCAGCGCAAUAAUGUGGUGCGAGGGGCAUCUGGGCGGCUAACACGGCCUCCCUCUGCAGGGCCUGGGCCUGCUGAGCCCGACAGUGAUGAUGACAGCAGUGACCUGGUCAUUGAGAACCGACCGCCUCCUUGUUCCAAUGGGCUGUCUCAGCCGCCAUGCUGGGACCUGCACCCCGGCUGCCUACUUCCGGGUGUCCGAAACUCUCUGCCCUCCCUGGAUGGCCAGGAACAGGCCAGCUCUGGCUGGGGGAGUAGCAUACGAGGAGAUGGUAGCGGCUUCAGCCUCUGACAGGCAAGGAUGCAGCCCUUUUCUAUUCUAGGCUGCUGGGACAUGGUAGGGACAUCCUGGUUGGGGCGGGGGUUAGCUUGCUUGUUCCAUUGGGCCCUCUCAGCCUGAGGAACAUUAAAAGUUUUCUACAAACACAG
Marmota flaviventris (yellow-bellied marmot) is the source of this 1259-nucleotide messenger RNA. It is a transcript of the gene Pard6a, whose product is annotated as par-6 family cell polarity regulator alpha. The record is from RefSeq and is a predicted model, not a curated record. Gene Ontology annotation, molecular function: protein binding. Gene Ontology annotation, biological process: centrosome cycle; establishment or maintenance of cell polarity; regulation of cellular localization. Gene Ontology annotation, cellular component: apical plasma membrane; cell cortex; nucleus. NCBI's taxonomy places the organism in Eukaryota, Metazoa, Chordata, Mammalia, Rodentia, Sciuridae.